This is a messenger RNA of Tribolium madens (black flour beetle), 1045 nucleotides long. RefSeq names its product protein MAK16 homolog B (gene Rbm13). Lineage: Eukaryota; Metazoa; Arthropoda; Insecta; Coleoptera; Tenebrionidae. The record is from RefSeq and is a predicted model, not a curated record. Gene Ontology annotation, cellular component: nucleolus; preribosome, large subunit precursor. The coding region runs from base 98 to 1006 and encodes 302 amino acids. The transcript is spliced from 8 exons. Gene Ontology annotation, biological process: maturation of LSU-rRNA; maturation of 5.8S rRNA.
CAAUUUUCCACGUGUGUCAAGUUUGAGGUUACAUACAAGUUCAAGAUAUUUUAUGCAUUCAUUGUUUAAUUAUUAUAAUUACUAUUAGUAUUUAAAAAUGCAACACGACGAUGUUGUUUGGAGUAUCAUUAAUAAAGCAUUUUGUUCAUACAAGGUUAACACAAAAACACAAAGAUUUUGCCGCAAUGAAUACAAUUUAACUGGUCUGUGUAAUCGUUCUUCAUGUCCUUUAGCAAAUAGUCAAUAUGCCACAGUUAGGGAAGAAAAGGGAAUCAUUUAUUUGUACAUGAAGACAGCUGAGAGGUCAGCAUUUCCAAGGAAAACAUGGGAAAAAGUGAAAUUAUCUAGAAACUUUGAAAAAGCUAUUCAUCAAAUUAAUGAAAAUUUGCUGUACUGGCCCGGAUUUAUCAAAUCAAAAUGUAAACAGCGUUUUGUUAAAAUUACUCAGUAUUUAAUACGCAUGAGAAAACUUAAACUGAGGAGACAGAAAUUGAUUGUUCCCUUGCAGCGUAAUAUAGAAAGACGGGAAAAAAUAAGAGAAAGGAAGGCCCUUAUUGCUGCAAGAAUAGAAAAGGGAGUUGAAAAGACUUUAGUAGAAAGAUUGAAGAAGGGAGUUUAUCAAGAUUUGUACAAUAUCCCCCAAACAGCAUUUGAAGACGCUCUAAGAGAAAAUGAAGUAGAGUCCGAAACUGAAGAGACAGAAAAAGAAGUGGAAAUGGAAGGUGAAGAUGGAAGUGAAUUUGUUCCAGCAGAUACAGAUGAAGAAAGUGAAAAUGAAGUGGAGAGUGAUAGUGGCCAACCUGAAGAAGUUGAUCUUGAUAGCAGUUUUGAAUCAUCUGAAGGAUCGGACAUUGAAGAUAUUCAAGGACCAAGUACGUCCAAGAAGGAUAAAACUGGCAAAAAGAAGAAAGACAAAUCGCCAUUUAAGAGGAGCUUACAGAGACCACAUGUAUCAGUGGAGUAUGAACUUGAAACUGAAGAACCAGCAAAUGUUUCUACUUAUUAAUGUUCAUAACGAAUGUAUAAAUAAAUUUUUUGAAUAGUU